AUGCUAGAUGGAGACUCUACAAUAUAUGCGCUCUCUACUGCAACUGGACGAGCAGCCAUUGCAGUCGUGCGUGUAUCGGGUCCGGCAUGUGCCUCGAUAUACAAGAGUCUCUGCCCAAACCACCCGCUUCCAAAACCGCGCUAUGCAGCCCUCCGCACCCUCUAUGACCCAACCCAACCCCCAACCGCAAACACAAUCCUCGAUGCCGGCGCCUUAGUCCUCUACUUCCCCUCCCCACGAACCGCAACAGGCGAAGACAUCCUCGAACUACACAUCCACGGCGGCCCCGCAAUAACAAAAGCCGUCCUUUCAGCAAUCGCACAGACAAACACCCCAGAGCAAACAGUGCGCUACGCCGAACCAGGCGAAUUCACCCGCCGCGCCUUCAUGAACGACCGUCUCAGCCUGCCUCAGAUUGAAGCACUCGGCGACACUUUGUCCGCCGAUACCGAGCAGCAGCGACGACUAGCUGUGCGUGGCUCCAGCGACGCAUUGCUGAAUCGAUACGAGCGGUGGCGGCAGGGUCUGCUGUAUGCGCGCGGCGAGCUGGAGGCGCUGAUUGAUUUCUCUGAGGAUCAGCAUUUCGAUGAGUCCACCGAGGAGCUUGUUUCUUCUGUUGCGGCCCAAGUGCGCACGUUGAGCGUGCAGAUCGGUUUCCAUAUUGCUAAUGCGUCGCGGGGCGAGUUGCUUAGGAAUGGGAUUCGGGUUGCGCUAUUGGGUGCGCCGAAUGCUGGCAAGAGUUCCUUGCUUAACCGGGUUGUUGGGAAGGAGGCUGCUAUUGUUAGUACUGAGCAAGGGACUACGAGGGAUAUUGUCGAUAUUGGGGUUGAUCUUGGAGGAUGGUAUUGUAAGCUUGGGGAUAUGGCGGGGAUCCGGGCUGAGGGUAGCUCUGGUGAUGGUGAGGGGGUUGUUAUUGGAGCCGUUGAGAAAGAGGGCAUUCGCCGGGCUAGGGAGAGGGCGUUGGAGUCUGAUGUUGUUAUUGUGGUUCUUUCGCUGGAAGACACUGCCACUGGCGUCCAGCUAUUCGUUGAGCCGGAGGUUCUGGGUGCUGUUAAUGACUGCGUGGAAGCAGGCAAGUGCCUCGUUGUGGCUGUCAACAAAUGCGACAAGCUACACACUGCCAUGGAAAGUGGUGUGCCGCAGUCAUUGUCAGAUACGAUCCACGACAUCUUCCCUUCGGUCCCGGUAGACCGUGUAUUUACCAUUUCCUGCGAGGAAGCCCGUCAGGGAGCAUCGUCUCUCAAUACCACUACAGACCCGGGUAAUCUACAGGUCUUUCUACGUGGACUAAUUGCGACGUUUGAGCAGAUUGCCUCGCCUCUUGGCGUGGGCGGAGAUGGAGGUCAAUAUGAUAUCUCGUAUUGGGAAGAUUCUCUAGGUGUCUCGCAUCGCCAAAGCUCUAAUCUUCAAAUAUGUCUCGAUCAUCUGGACGACUUCCUAUCUCAAGCAUCUUCUGCUGAAUGUCAUGAUAGUUCCUCGCGCGAGAGAGAACUCGGUCCUCUUGAUUCCCAUGUUGAAUCUGAAGUCGAUAUCGUCACUGCUGCGGAACAUCUGCGCUUUGCGGCUGAUAUGCUGGCUAAGAUCACAGGAAAAGGCGAGAGUGGAGAUGUCGAGGAUGUGUUGGGGGUUGUCUUUGAGAAAUUCUGUGUCGGCAAAUGA
Penicillium roqueforti is the source of this 1659-nucleotide messenger RNA. Its product is annotated as tRNA modification GTPase. The coding region runs from base 1 to 1659 and encodes 552 amino acids. The record is from RefSeq and is a predicted model, not a curated record. Gene Ontology annotation, molecular function: GTP binding; GTPase activity; protein binding. Gene Ontology annotation, biological process: tRNA methylation; tRNA wobble uridine modification. Gene Ontology annotation, cellular component: cytoplasm; mitochondrion. The transcript is spliced from 3 exons. Lineage: Eukaryota; Fungi; Ascomycota; Eurotiomycetes; Eurotiales; Aspergillaceae.